Messenger RNA from Theileria equi strain WA, 1743 nucleotides. RefSeq lists its product as hypothetical. Bases 1 to 1743 code for a protein of 580 amino acids. The transcript has a single exon. The record is from RefSeq and is a predicted model, not a curated record. Lineage: Eukaryota; Apicomplexa; Aconoidasida; Piroplasmida; Theileriidae.
AUGACUACUGAUAGUGGAUGUACGGUUAGUGCCUACAGCUCGUAUCUAUAUGUACUUGUUGACAUUUUCAAUAAGAAUGAGUAUAGUCAUUCUAGUUGUGGGUAUAAGAUAACUCCUAAAGAAGAGAGAAAUACUCCAGCAGGAUUUAAGACAUAUAUACAUCCCUUACCGGAUUGGGGAUUUUACGAACUAUUUUAUUAUUUGGGUAAAAUUGACUAUCAAGGAACUGAGCAAGAUGGGUUCGAACGUAUCAAGUACUGUCAUACAGAUGUUUUAGUCUACUAUUGGGACUAUGACGAGGAUAAUUUCUGUCCCUUGCUCGUUAGGGUGACAAAAACAGGAUGGUCUAUGUAUCAUUAUUAUGAGUACUACACUCCCACUGGUAUAAACACAAAUAAUUGGAAAAGAUAUAGUGGUAUAGCCAAUGAUAUUUCUGAUAGACUCAAAAGUAUUAGCAAGGGAGACGUAUUUGGUAGGGUAGUUGUUCUCAAGCUAGAUGCGAAGAAUAAUGAAACCUAUGGAGUUAAUGGAGAAGAAACUUCUGAUAUCAACAAAAGUGUUAGGAUACAAGUUACUGGACCAAAAAAUGAGCCUUCUACAGACUACAGAAAAUAUACUCACUGUCUUGUGAGUAAUGGGAAGAUGAGGGUACUUGGAACAAAACACGAUAAGAUAUACAAACCAUUCAAAGAGUCAAUACUUAAAAAAGAAUAUACUGAAGCCUCGGUAUAUUACUCCAGUAAGGAUAGUAAAUAUCAGAAGCCCCUAAUUCUUCAGCUCGGAACCGGAAAGGACUUCUACAAACUGGAUGGUGAAAAGUGGGUUAAGGAUCCUAGUAUAACUUCUAGCGGACUAAAGGAUGCACUGGACAAAGAGAAUGAUACUCACAUAAUUAAUAUUUCCAAAGAGAGCAAAUACCAAUGCAGUUCCCCCAGCUGUGAUAAGAAUAUAGAAGUAGAUACAGACCAAUCGGCGGAGAAAAGUCACAAUUACACUAAACGAAGGCAUUAUCUUCAGGGGAACGGGCAAUUUUCUGUUUCUUCAUUUAUUGGAAGUGAUAGCACUAUUCAAAUAGGUCUUUCUUCUCCAAGCGGUAUAGCUGAGGUCAAUAUCUUCUGGUAUCCAAAGCAGUCUGGAACUCCUCUUCUGAUAUGCUAUUCAUCUGAAUCAACUCUUAGUUGGUUUAAAAAAACAAAAGUAGAUAAUGAAUGGAAGGAAGUUAAUGAUACGAAGAUCAAGCCUACUAGUAUUGAUGACCAUGCUGGAAUUCAGAAGCUCCUUAUAGAGGCAGAAUCUCCAGAAGUUAGCAUUCAACUUGACCAGGUAUCUGGAAGUGGCUAUAGCUCUGAUGGUGAUGCAACGAUCAAUAUUAGGGGUGAAAAGGUUAAUGAUGCAAAUGGUUACUCAAAGAUCACUCAUGAGAUUACUGGAAAGACCUUUAUAAUUAAGGGUAUCCAACAUAGAGGUCAAUCUCAAACUGUAAAGGGUACUACUACCGCUUUCUCUAAGGAUUCUCUAACCGAAACAUCUGUAUUUUAUUCCGGUUCGGAUCCUAAAAUUUCCAAGCCACUCCUCUUAGAACUGAAGUUGCAAGUUGAAUCAAAAUAUAUCUACUAUGAGAAGACAAAAAAUGCAAAUGAGUGGAGUCUUUUCGAAUCCAAACAAACAACUCAAUAUACAGGAGAUCCUCUAAAGAAGAAACUUGAUGCUUUAUAUGCAGUCUCAAUCUUUUGUAAAAACUGA